Messenger RNA from Monodelphis domestica (gray short-tailed opossum), 2764 nucleotides. It is a transcript of the gene C5H4orf46, whose product is annotated as chromosome 5 C4orf46 homolog. NCBI's taxonomy places the organism in Eukaryota, Metazoa, Chordata, Mammalia, Didelphimorphia, Didelphidae. The record is from RefSeq and is a predicted model, not a curated record.
GCGGAGGGGUGGGGGGAGGGGGAAGUAAUGAAAAGGGGCGGGGCGUCUUGGGCGCGCUCGGUUGAAAGACCGUUAUUCUGACGGUUGGUAUCGGUUCGACUAGAUUGCUAAAAUUUCCCUCGCCUCCUCUGCCCUCCCGACACUCUCUGUUUGCCAUGGCCGAAGCCCGAGCUUCGCCGCCGCCGCCUCCACCUCCCCCGUCCUCUCCUUCGUCCCCCAUGGCCCGCGCCGCCGCCUUCUCCUCAUCUCCGGAGCUCCCGGCGAUCUUGGCUGGUAGAAUCCGAAACCAGAGCCGGAGUCAAGCCCUGGAGCCGCCGCCCGUGGACCCGCUAGAGGAGGUCGAGAUGCAGAUAGAUGAUGCAGCCUUUUCAUUAAUUAAACUUCUUGAAGCCACAUCUGCUGUUUCAGCCCAGGUGGAAGAGCUUGCAUUCAAGUGUACCGAAAAUGCACGUUUCCUUAAAACAUGGAGAGGUCUUUUAAAAGAAGGCUAUGAUUCCUUGAAACUUGACAGCCAAUGCAGCACAACUAACUAGAUGUUGAAAUAAUAACUGCUUUAGGAAAUUGAAGGCAGAAUUGAUAUAUAAUGCUUGCACUUUUCCCCACAUGAUAUUUGCAGCUAUGGAUGUAUAAGACUUUAUUUCCAACAGUUCUGGAUAUCUACGACAGUUUGUUUUGUAACUGAAUAUUAAGAUUUUACUUGUGUAUUUUGCCUAUUUUUUAAAAAAGGAAACUAUUUACUUUAUUUUGACUCUGGAUAGUAUUUGAUAUCUUUUUCCUGAGUUAUUUUUGUGCCUAUUAAACUUCCACAAAAUUUUUUUACUUUUAAAAUUUUGUAAGUUAAUUUUAUCUGUGAUUAAGAAACUCAGAAAUACAACUCCAUUUUAGAAUGCUUUAAAUUUUACAAAUAGCUUUCCUGACAAGCCCUAGGACUAGAUAUUAUAAGUAUUAUAUUUCAGUAGUUCAGUAAAUAUGUGAUCUCAUCAGUGAGGAUACUCCCUCCAAUAGUAUAGAUCACAGCCCAUUCAUGCCUUCUCCUCUUGUGUGGCUUUUAUCUAUGCCCUCUCAGAGAUUUACCAUAAGGGAUCCAUUCAACUUGCCAGAGGUCUUCCUUGAAGACCUAAAAUUAUGCAGGUACCAGAGCAGUAUUUGGGCUGUUCAUCUGUUCCUCACUUUUGCCACUUGGUUAGCCCAUCAUCUUUUCUGAUAAUGUGUCUCUAAGAUGGUACCUUCUGUGCUGCCUCUUGUGUACACAUCAUUGUUGGUGAUAGGAGAUACUGCUGGUUUGUGCUCUCCAUAUGUUAAACUUUAUUGUCCCUUUGGGUCACCUAUAUCUUUAGAUAUUUUUAUGUUCUAUGAUUAGUGACUAUAUUAUUUCAGUGGAAGAAUAUUACUGUUAAAAAUGGCUUUUUUUGGUUGAGUAAGCAGUUUGGAAUUGUUGAAAGUCUAUUCUUUCUAUUCAUUCUUGGGCGUCCAGUUCUCAUUGUCCUUCUGAGAGUGUUGUCUAAGAUAGAAAAUACUGAUAGCAAACUCAGUACCUAUUUACUUAUAUGUUAGGUCUAGGUGAUGGUUGUUCUUCAUCCACUUGGUUUUUCCAGUCUUUUUUGUUGGGUUAAACUCUACACACUGUCUUAAGUAUUAUUUUUUAUUUUCUUGAUGAAGAAACUGAAUCUCAGAGAAAGUGGGAGAGCUAGAACUUGAAUUCUAGGACUUCUUGUUUCUAGUUCUAUAUAUUCUUCUUGCCUUCCUACUCUGUCUAGUAUUAGGUCUUUCCUGGUUUCAUGCAGAAUUGCCAAUAGUAAUGUUAUUUUUUCCCCUUCCUGUUUAUUGGAAAAAUUGGCCAGUGGAAAUAUUGGCCAUUUCCCCCUCCUUUGAAUGUACAAUCUAAAGCUUCCUUGAGUUGGAGAAAAUUUUUUUUCUUCAACACAGGUAUAUUCUUUAUCUAACCACUGCCUGCCUUCAUUUAAAUAUGUGUAAACAUAAUAGAUGAGUACUUUUAAAAAGUAUGAAUGAUGAGAGGUUUUUUAAAAAUCUUUUUAUGAAACCUGGGAUUUCACUCAAAACAUUUUAAAAAGUUGUUUGGGACACAUGUAUAUUCCCCAUGUUUCUCUAUUUAACUGAAUUUUUACCAAUAAUUAUAGUUUCUUAUAUCUAAUCCUUUUGUAAUUUGAUUAUUAUUUUUAAAGUGCCUUAUGCUUGUAUGGUUCCAUGAUACUACUUUAUGGAUGUAUGUAAGUUAGUAUUUCUUUAGUAACUUGUAUGUAACAGUAUUCUAUAGCUUCUUUGAAAGCAGUGAAUUGUUUGUUGUUUCAAUAUGUUUACUGAAUUUAAAAUUCAUUCUUAACUACUUUUCAGAAGUUAUUCCAGGGGUCCAGCACUACUACCCAGUCUUUUUUCCUGAAUCUUUUGUUGCUUCUCUAGUUAAUUUGUACCAUGUGAUGAUACCAAAGCCAUCUAAGUCUGUUAAAUAAAAUCUGUGAAAUACAUAGUAUAAUUUUAAGAAUUCUUUGUAAGUAAGGAAUUAAGUCCUCCUGGACCCUCAUAGUGGGAGACAUAAAAAGGGGGAUAACAGUUGCUAAACAAUACUAAGUCACAGUUCUGUAUUUUAUCUGAAAAAGAUAUGGUUAGAAAAAGUGCUGGUAGACCAUGCUACUGUGUGCCCUGUACCAAAAAGGUAGUUAUUUCAAUGGUAGAAGAAAUAUUUUUUAAAAUGUAGCAAAAAUGAUAAUUUUAUUUGUGUAAAAAUAAACUUUCUCCACAAAGCAAA